AUGGUAUCGAAUUCGCUAUUUGCGACCUCGCUUGGCCACGUCGUUUCCCAGCAAGACGAGGUAACCGACAGCAAUGCAGGCGCAAAGCCGGAUUAUUCCUGGGUAGCAGAGCAUUACCCCGUACCCACACACCAAGACCUAGUAGGUCAAAUCGACGCAUUCCUCGCAACACCCCGACCGCAGCGCCCACCGCGCGAAACUCUCUGGAUCUUCAACUUCGGCUACUGGGACGUCUGGCACCUGGCAGCGCUGCCUAGAAAACUGGCAACUGCUGUGCUAGAGAGCGAAGCCCACCAGCUCUGGUCGUCAAUCGAGCUACUGUACCAGAAAGCCCAAGACAGCGAAUCGGUCGCGUUCUCCGACUACUACUUGGACACGAACCUGGAUCCCGCCGCAACCCAAUCCGGAGCGCAUCCACGUGCCCCCUUCCGGAUUCUCAUCCCCCGGUUCUUCGACAUCUCCCUGGCCCCAGGGUUCGAAGCCCACCGUCCGGAGCCGCCACACCCGCACACCAGGGCCGAGCAGAUGCGCAACGCGGCCUUUUUGACGCAGUUCUGGGACGCCAUAAUUGUGGAUCUGGUGGAUGAGUGGCUGGACCUCCCGGACCCGGAGACCUGGACUGAUGACGAUGUUGUUGAUAUCGAUGUCGUCAACGCCGUGGUUGCAAAAAGAGGCGAGACCAUAACGGCGGUAGAGAGAGGUGGGAACUCAGAGGGCUUGCUCAUACCGCUCCCGCGGCGUGAGGCGAUGACGUACGACAUGUCGCGCUACCUACGGGAACUGAUGGUCGACCGGCAGCUCCGCGACGCCGAUCUCGUGGACCAUAACGGGCUUGGGACGCGACCCGUUGAUGAGGGGUUCGCAGAGGUGUGGCAGCCGUGCGUACAAGGGGAGUUUGCACUCACAAAUACGGACUCGGUGGCGGAUGGAAGCGACACCGCCCAGAAAGGCGAACUGAUGGACAAAGAGAUCAGCGCCAUUGACGAAGAGCUGUGCGCGGAGUCGCGCGAGCACCUCUUCUGGACUGGAUUCACUGUCAAUCAACGGGCGAUCAACGAGAUUGGUAAGCGCGCUGCUGCGCAGUUCCUGAGGGCGGCCAGGGCGGAUGCGGAGUGGGCUAUGAAGUCGCAGCUGCGGCUGCCGCCAAUGCAUAUGGAUCAGGAGGGUCGGGGAUAUACGGCUAGGGAGUUUAGGGCUUGA
Messenger RNA from Anthostomella pinea, 1200 nucleotides. Lineage: Eukaryota; Fungi; Ascomycota; Sordariomycetes; Xylariales; Xylariaceae. The record is from the annotation of a GenBank genome assembly.